Molecule: messenger RNA, 1510 nt
Organism: Vidua macroura (Pin-tailed whydah)
Lineage: Eukaryota; Metazoa; Chordata; Aves; Passeriformes; Viduidae
Gene: POPDC2
Product: popeye domain containing 2
Exons: 4
Coding region: 88-1191 (367 amino acids)
Cellular component (GO): sarcolemma
Molecular function (GO): cAMP binding
Source: RefSeq, a predicted model, not a curated record
GCUGUGGGGCCAGACGGUGCACAAGAGGAAGAGGAGGAACAGCUACCCAGCAGCUCUGGUUUCCAACGUCUGCAACACCCUUUGUGUAUGACAAUUCAUUCUGAGCGCAGGACGGCUGGGGAGGGUGGGGAGUGGGGCAGGAUGAGCGUAAACAGCCCCUCGUGGGACCAGGCUGUUCUCCGGCCUCCAGUGUGUGAUGCCUGGAAGGAGAUUACGGAGGAAGCAGCCUACCAGCUGGCCAGCUGCAUUGUCCUCCUGGGUUACAUGGGGGGAAGUGGCAUCUUUGGGUCCCUCUAUAUCUUUGGCCUCCUGGCCCCAGGCUACUUCUGCUAUGCUCUGUGGGGCUGGCUGAGCGCUUGUGGGCUGGACAUCUUCAUCUGGAACAUGCUGCUGGUUCUCGCCUGCUUGCUUCAGCUGGCUCACCUGGCUUACCGGCUCCGCAGAAACACCAUCCCAGAAGAGUUUGACCUCCUCUACAAGACCAUGUACCUGCCCUUGCAGGUGCCCCAGGAAGUCUACAAAGAAAUUGUGAAAUGCUCUGAAGAGCAGGUCCAGUCGCUAGUCAGAGACCAGAAUUAUGCAGUGGAAGGCAAGACGCCCAUUGACCGCCUCUCAUUGCUGCUGUCUGGCAGGAUCCGAGUGUGCCAGGAUGGACAAUUCCUUCACUAUGUCUUUCCAUACCAGUUCCUGGACUCUCCAGAAUGGGAGUCACUGCGACCUUCUGAGGAAGGAACUUUCCAGGUCACGCUCACAGCCGAGACCGAUUGCAGCUACAUCACCUGGCCGAGGAAGAAGCUGUAUCUCCUCCUGAGGAAGGACCGCUACAUUGCCCGGCUCUUCUCCUCCCAUCUGGGCUAUGACAUCUCGGAGAAACUCUACUCCCUCAACGAGAAGCUCUUCGCCAAGUUUGGCCUUCGCUUCGACAUCCGCUUGCCUAGCCUCUACCAUGUCCUUGGGCCAGCCUCCUCCGAGGGGGAGUCGGAGGACUGUGAGGAGCUGCUGCCGGGCUCUGGCCAGGCCAGCGUCUCUGAGCCACCGCCGCAGCCGCCACCGCCGCCACCGCUGGCUCCACGCUCCCGGGCAUCCCGGCCCGACAGUGAUCUGCUGGCCUCUGAAAACCAUCUCCAGAGUUCUCACCCUCUCUGCAAAGGACGAGCCCCUCUGGCUCCCACCCAGACCCCUGAACUCUAGGGAACAACAGGCUGUUUUGAUCCCGAAGCCCCUCCAAGGGAGCAGAUGCUCACACAGGUUUUUGACCAGAGACACUCUUUAGCAUGCAGAGACGUCUGUCAGCAGAUAUCUACACUCAGGAGCACAUGAAGCACAUGCUUAAGACUGCAGUGUGACACUCCAGCACCUCCCACCCCAUGGCUGUUCACCAGAGCUGCCUUCCCCAGAGUGCUUCCACGGUCUGUUUUCUAGUCCUGCCUCUCUGAGGUUGUCAACAGCUCUGUCACCAAAGUGCACCAAUAUCCUGCAAGCCAUACCAGCCUGCUUGCAGAAUCUGUGU